AGACAAAUGAACAUGGACUAUGCCCUUUGCAAGGCUUCCCGGCACAACAUGGAAGGCAUCACCAGGGCUGUCACCUUCUAUGAUAUUAAUUGUCAAUACAACAAACACUUUCGGGUUCGGGUGGAUCGAAGUCGAUUUCUAGAAAUGGCACCACAACUAACCAUCAUUCCCGGAAUUGGGUUGUGGCACGUUCAUGGCCAUCAGGACAGCUGCUAUGUCCGAUAUGCUUCUAACUUUAUUGAAGGCAUUGGUCGGAUCGAUGGAGAGAUCAUGGAGACGCUAUGGGCACGGCUCAAUUUGAUCUCCCCUGCUGCUCGGGGAAUGUCAUCUCCCCACCAAAAGGAAUGCCUUGAUUAUCAGAUGAAUGACUCCAAUUUCUGCAAGAUGAUUCGCAUGAAAAGGACUCUAUGCCGGAAAUACAAACUGGCUAGGAAUGGUAUCUUAGAAAGUGGAAAGGCAUUCGACAGACUCGAUGAAGCAGCACCCUCACAUUUGAAGACAGAAUGGUUAGCCAGGGAGAGGAUAGCUCAGUCAAGCAGAUUGAAUGAUCCUUCAGCCAUGGAUGAAUAUGAGAUCAAUAUCAAAAAGGCACCUAGCAAAAAGGAGAUCGAGCUUAGAUUGUUAGAGGAGGGUAACGCCCGCAAUGCAGCACCCUCUCGCAGAUCUGUGGCGACAUGGAUAUCAACAGGGUUAGCAAUUGAAGAGGCUCAGAUUGCAUUGCUCAUUGAGGUCCGAAGGAUCGGAAGAAGAUCCACCGAGACACAGAGAUUAGACAUCGCCUGUCAAAGAGAUCGGCUCCAAGGCCAGAUAGAUGGAUUUGCUCGGUCUGCUCUAACACAUCUCGGGGAGGGAUUUGAUGCAGAUGAUGAACCUGAAGACUUGGACGUAGACAUUCUAGAUGAUCUCGAUGAUGACCCGGCGGAUUUCACAGAGACAUCUCACACAUGGACAAACUCUCCCGAGCUAACUGUAAUCCCAUUGCCAUCAAACCUGGGGGAUCUGAUUCCCCUGGAGAUGUCACUUCGUGAAGGGCAGGCCAAUGAUGCCCUUCACAAUCUCCGCAUUUACCUUUGCAACAAGGCCAUCCUGUUCCGAACAACCGUUAGGCAGGCCAAUUCCCAGGCCCUGAAAACUCGAGCUUGGUCCCAGGUGACGUCGAUGCAGCAGGCAGUCUCCCUCCAUGCCAGCAUAUAUACAAAGACAAGGAAGCAAAUGAUGAAACUUGAGCCGGGGCAAGACCAGCUUCAGAAAUACAAACCCCUGCUUCGCGAGCAACUCAAAAUCAGCACUGCAGUGGGCGACCCAAAUGCCCGAGGUCAACGAAAUGAAUCUUUGGCUUGGUUUUGGUCUGUUGAAGUCGACCUCGGGGGUCCUGAUCAAUCGUGGAAUGAAGAAUUUUACCGAGUCCAUUGGCUGAGGGCAAAGGCACUACGGGAUCGAUGGAGGGAAGAAAUGCUAUUGGUCACAUUGGAGAUGGAUUGGACAUGUAAGUUCUUUUUGUGGAAAACAACCAUAUGGGGCGAGCACAUGCAGGAAUCAUUGGAGAAACGACUUCCAGGUCACGGAUGCUACGCCGGAAGGCAAUCCCACAUGUAUUCAUUGCUGGCACAGGAUGUGCAGGCAGCUUUUCAAGACCUACAAAACGUGUUGAUAGAGGCUGGAGAUGAAUGA
Molecule: messenger RNA, 1671 nt
Organism: Suillus fuscotomentosus
Lineage: Eukaryota; Fungi; Basidiomycota; Agaricomycetes; Boletales; Suillaceae
Exons: 4
Source: RefSeq, a predicted model, not a curated record